Molecule: messenger RNA, 774 nt
Organism: Arachis stenosperma
Lineage: Eukaryota; Viridiplantae; Streptophyta; Magnoliopsida; Fabales; Fabaceae
Product: protein FAR1-RELATED SEQUENCE 9-like
Exons: 1
Coding region: 1-774 (257 amino acids)
Biological process (GO): regulation of DNA-templated transcription
Molecular function (GO): zinc ion binding
Source: RefSeq, a predicted model, not a curated record
AUGUUGGGAGAUUAUGAGAUUCCCGUGUUUAAGCAUAAGUGGGUUCAGCUUGUUGAAGAAUUUGGCCUUGAAGAUAAGCCGUGGGUGAACAACAUGUAUGAAAAGAAGCAUAUGUGGGCUACUGCAUAUAUAAGAAGUAAGUUUUUUGCUGGUUUUAAAACUACCUCAAGAUAUGAAGGUUUACACUCAGUUGUGGCAAGGUAUGUGGGGUCCCAAUAUAAUUUGACAAAUUUUGUAGAGCAUUUUCAAAGGUGUGUUGCACACUUGCGCUCUAAAGAAUUUAAUGCUGAUUAUGAAUCUACACGUUGGGUACCCGUCAUGCAGACUUGUAUAGAGCUGCUAGAGAGAUUUACUGCUGAGGUAUACACUCAUGAAAUAUUUCUAUUGUUUCGGCCAUUUAUUUCUAGAGCUGGAUCAAUGCGGGUGUUAAAUAUAGAGAAUAACGAUGAUUGCUCAAAGUACAUUGUGUGUAAGCAUGGGAGGUCCGAUUUUCUGUGGACCGUUGAAUUUCGUCAAGAAGAAAGGAUCUUCAUGUGUUCUUGUUUAAGAAUGGAGUCAUUUGAAAUUCCUUGCAAACAUAUUGUUAAAGUUCUGGUUGACAAAGAUAAUUGUGAGAUUCUUCAGUCAUUAGUCUUGGAUAGAUGGACAAAAAAGGUGAAAUUAUCACUCAAUGAUGCAAGUGGGUUCACCAGGAAUGUUGUUGUUAUUAAUCGUCAAAGUGCCUUGAUGAAAUUUUUUAAACAAUUGACUGUUGUUGCUACUAAAGUCCCAUAG